GCGUGGGCCCCCGCCGGCGUCCUGGUGUACGCCGUGCCGCUGCCAUCUCAGCCUACCGGCAGCGCCAGCGUCCGUGUCGCGCUGAGCAUCGCUCCAGAAAAUCCCGUGAGUCGUUCGUCCGCACAGUCCGACCCACGCACACAUCGGCGUUUGCGUUUUGAUAUCUUGAGCUGGAAAAUAACGAACGUUGUGGUCAAGAUGGCUACGACACGACUGUAUAAAAUGGGCGACGGAAGCAACUAUGCAACCGACUGCUUUCCUGCCAGGAACAUUUUGCACACAAGUAAAGAAGGGGCUGGGCGCUGGAUGCUGGCACGCGGAACUACCCUGAGGGCUCGGACUGAGAAGAGGACCACCAGGAAGACACCAGAGCAGAGGAGAAAGCCCCUAGAUUCUGCCUCCGUGGAAGAAAAUAAUGAAAACAAUGUCCUAGAUGAGCUAUUUCUUAUGAAGCACCAUUGUUUGAAGAACCCUUCCGACCUGCGCUCUGUGAACAUCAGCAGCCAAAAUCUGGUCUCUGCUAAAGAAGAUGAUUUGGAGAAAUUUGAUGGUGUUGCUUUUAUAAAUGCUGCUGAGAACCUGCUGACACUAGAGCCAUUUCGGAAGUUUCCAGGACUGCGGGAACUGCAACUUUCCUUGAACGGACUAAGAAAUCUGAAAAUCACCGCUGGAGACUUCCUGCAUUUGGAAGAUCUGGAUCUCUCCUACAAUAACUUGUCCCCCCAGGACAUUUGGACAUUGGGAGAUUUGUCCCAGCUCAAAGUCCUUCACUUGACAGCCAACGGCCUGCGGUCCCUGCCUCCGGACCUGGCGGGCUCGUGGGACUCUGCUCAUUUAAGGUUUCCAUCUCUGGAGGUCUUGUUGCUGGAUGACAAUCGUCUGUCAGACCCGAGCAUCUUUGUGAGCCUCUCUCGUCUCUGCAGCCUGAGGGAGCUGAAUUUGGACAGGAACGGGAUUUCGGCUGUUCCCUACCUGCACCAAGCUGAGAGCAGGCAGUUCUUCCUCCACCCCGCACUGGAUGGCGAUAGCUUCAGGGCACAGUGGUACAAAUCCCUGAGCAGGCUCUGGCAGCAGUCCCGGCCGCCGCAGCAGGAGGACACGGAGGUGCCAACAGAGCUGGAGACGAAGAAAGGACAGCUUGAAUAUGUUGUGUUACAGAAUGAGAGGGAUCCGGACAGGACGGAUGUCGUUUUUAAUUCUGGCUCUCAGGAACACCCAGCGCUGGUUGUUCCCAGGGAGGGAUACCCAUCUGCCUCUAAGACUCUGCCAGCUCCCUCCACGCUCAGGAACGUUCGUGCUCCCUUUCCUGAGCUGAAACAUCUCAGCCUGGCCUUCAACAAGAUUGCGGAUGAGACAGCUCUCUUACCUGUGGCUUUCUUCCCGUGCCUGAAGGAGCUGACAUUUCACAACAACCCUCUUACCACCACUCGGAGCGGGCAGCCGCCUCUGCUGACGCGGCUUCUCCAGCACAAUCUGGGGAUUAAACUUGUCCGACAGAAGAGCCUAGCCGUGGGGAGGUGGCACUUCUCCAUCCCUCUCAAAGCCAGACGCAAGGUCAUGUCGCAACUCCCCAAAGUCACGAAGCAGCCGCUGAUGCUGGAAUCUCCUGCCAAGACCUUUCUGUGGAAACCGCUCCCAGCUGCGGUAGAGGCUGCGAGAGAUGCUGCACCUCUGAGUCCAGCCCAGCCGCUGCCCCCCAUCAGCUCCAUGACCCCAGCCAGCGACCAGCGGAUGGCACUGGGGGAAGGGGAGGGUGACUCCAGGCCUCCUCCUGGCCCCGUCGAGGAGGACAUUGCAUCCUUCUUUAUAACGCAGGUGGAGGAUGUGUCCAGACCCCUGCUGAGACCUGUGGCAGAGGGCAGGCUGAAGAAGAGGAGCGAGCAGAGGGGGGAAGGAAGCUCCCAGGUGGUUCCAGAGCGAUACAAAGGCUACGAGGAGCUGCUUGGUGGAGAAACGGACCCAGAUUUUAUCGAGCCAGUUAGGAUACAGAAUAACGUGCAGGCGUUGUACUCCAUCCUGAAACACGCCCUGGUUUACCGGGAUGCCAAACCACGUCUGGACAGUGUGCAGAAGCCCUACGUGCCUCGGGAAAAGCGUAGGAGGAUGCCCGACCCUCCUGCCCGAAAGACAAAAGCAGAGGCCUUGGAAGGAAUCCUGAUGGCCAUGAGAAACACCUCGACCAUCACUGAAGUCCCCUUGGCGUCUGUUUUGCAAAAGAGGAAAUCCAGCCCCAAAGCAUACCGGGAAGCACGGAGGCUGAUGGAGGAAUUCCAGGAGGUGUUCGAGAUCCUGCCCGCAACCAUUGGCAAGGAGAUGGCCAAGCCGUCAGAUGAGGCGCAGGUGCUAAAAGCCCUUCUCGAAGAGGCAACACCCAAGCAGGGGAUUCCCAAACAGCUAGAGCUGCCAGGGAAGAGAGCGGCGAAGAAGGUGCCCAAAGUUUAG
Messenger RNA from Balearica regulorum gibbericeps (East African grey crowned-crane), 2442 nucleotides. NCBI's taxonomy places the organism in Eukaryota, Metazoa, Chordata, Aves, Gruiformes, Gruidae. The record is from RefSeq and is a predicted model, not a curated record.